Messenger RNA from Kwoniella shivajii, 4020 nucleotides. RefSeq lists its product as uncharacterized. The transcript is spliced from 28 exons. Gene Ontology annotation, molecular function: double-stranded telomeric DNA binding; ATP hydrolysis activity; G-quadruplex DNA binding. The record is from RefSeq and is a predicted model, not a curated record. Gene Ontology annotation, cellular component: nucleus; Mre11 complex; condensed nuclear chromosome. Gene Ontology annotation, biological process: telomere maintenance via telomerase; double-strand break repair; chromosome organization involved in meiotic cell cycle. Lineage: Eukaryota; Fungi; Basidiomycota; Tremellomycetes; Tremellales; Cryptococcaceae. Bases 1 to 4020 code for a protein of 1339 amino acids.
AUGGCAUCAAACUUCGAAAAGAGGUCCAAGAGGUAUAGACCUUCGUCCACUGGUUUCCCACUUCAAGGAGGACGCUUCGUCAUGGCAUCCCUUAACAAACUUGCCAUUCGAGGUAUACGAUCUUUCGAUGACAAACAUGUUCAAGUAAUCGAAUUCUAUUCUCCGUUGACUGUGAUAGUAGGACAUAAUGGAAGUGGGAAGACUACCAUCAUCGAAUGUCUCAAAUACGCUACGACGGGUGAUAUGCCUCCCAACACAAAAGGAGGCGCUUUUGUCCAUGAUCCAAAAAUGGCAAAUGAGAAAGAAGUGAAAGCUCAGGUCAGACUUCGAUUUUGGAAUGUGAACAGACAAAGAAUGACUGCAACUAGAAACUUGCAAGUUACAACAAAGAAAACAGGUGCUCUGACAAUGAAAACUUUGGAAGGUUUAUUAGCUAAAACUGAUCCUGACGGUGGUGAAGGAAAGAGGAAUACAAUUUCAACGAAAUGUUCAGAAAUGGAUGAAGAAGUACCUUUAUUAUUAGGUGUAUCAAAAUCAAUUCUGGAAAAUGUCAUUUUUUGCCAUCAAGAAGAAUCGAAUUGGCCUUUAUCAGAACCUGCUGCAUUGAAAAAGAAAUUCGAUGAUAUAUUCGAAGCUACAAAAUAUACCAAAGCUUUAGAUAAUAUAAAAGCUCUAAAAAAAGAACGUACCCAAGAGUUGAAAGUUGAUAAAGAGAGAUUGAAGUUCCUUAAAUCAGAUAAAGAUAAAGCUGAACGUAUGCGCAAAGAAUUACAAGAUGCUAUCAAUCAAGAGAACUCCAAGCAGACCGAUCUGGAAAACCUCAAAGAGAAACUUGAGCGUAUCAAAGGACGCAAUGCUGAUUUUUACAAUGAAGCAAGGGAAUUUAGAGAGAUCUUCGAAAGGUCAGAAUCGCUAAAAGAUAAGAAGAAGAUGUAUGAAGAAAAUAGACAACAUGCUAUGAGCACCAUGAAUGUCAUGAAUGAAACCACUGACGAACUACAUCACAUGCUCAACAAUUUCGAUGCUCAUCUGCGAUCAAUCGAAGGAAAGAAAGCGACUCAAGAAUCACUGAAAGAUAAGGAAGAGAGCGUUCUUGAGGAUCUACGGAACAAAGAAAGGAAUUUGGCAAGUAAACAAGGUGGUCUACAGGCAAAUCGAAGAAUGUACGAGAAAAAUCUGCGAGAGAGAGAAGCUGUCAUUCGAGAAGUGGCUAAAACUCAUAAUUUUGCUGGCUUUGAUUAUUCCCCAUUGGAGGAUCACAAGAUCAUGGAAUUCGUGGAAAAGAUGCAUGAAUUAGUUAGAAAAGCCGAAAACGAUUUGAAGAAACUUCAGGCGGAGAAUUCGCGUAACGAAAGAGAAUUACAAACCGAGUUGGACAAACUUGCUAACACGAAAGCGUCAGCUGUCGCUACCAAGCGAAGCAAGCAAGAUCAAAUUGGCAAAUUAACCGAUAAAAUUCGACAAACAGAAGCAUCCUUCGAUUCCGUUACCUCCCUUGAUGCUGAAAUAUCGAUCUUGCACGGUAAAUUGACCGAGAACGAAGAGCAGAAAUCAAGACUGGAAGCUGAGAUAAGGGAGUCCCGAUAUGAUGAAAAAAUCAGAGAGAAAGCAAUGUUGGUUAGGCAGAAAGAAGCUGAAAGGGAUAAAAUCAAUUCUGAGCUUUCAGCUUUAAAUAGACAAGCUGAUUCAAGAGCGCAAUUGAGCAUCAAAAGGAGUGAAGUAGGAGGUAAAGUCUCACAAGUUGAUAGUAGUGUCGCUACUCACGCAACUCGAUUUAAGGAGCUUGUCGGCACAGACAUCGAUGCUGAGACAAUGGAAGACAAGAUAGCCUUGGCAUCGGGUCGUAAAGAUCGGGAGCUGCAUGACGCAGAAGCCGCUUCUGCCGCAGCCAACCGAAACGUUUCGCAACUUCAAACAUCGCUGAACAUCGCAAAACAAACACUGAAAUCGAAAAAGGAUGAGCUCAGCCGAUUGGAAAAGUCUGUACGAGAUGGACUCGCUGCAGCGGAAACUGACAAGGCCAGUGUCGAUGAAGCUGUAGAUGAGGCUGCUGAGGAAGUCGAUUUCAGACGAAAUCAAAUUGCCAAUGCUCAGCAGAACAAGGCUCUGUGGGAGAAGUUCCUUUCAGUGGCCAAAACUAAACAUAAAUGCUAUGGUUGUGAUAGGGAGAUCCUGCACGAGCAAGAGAGGACGAUAAACCGAUAUGUUCAAUCACGUAUCGACUCGUACACACCUGAAGGACUGAAAGAGUAUCGAGAAGAGGAGGAACAAUGGAAUGGGGUUUUACAAUCUCUUCGGAGACUUCAACCCGCAGUUGCUCAGUGUGCAGACCUCCGAGAGAACCUUAUUCCCACCCUGGAAAAGCAAGUGGGCGAAGAAACUGAAGCACUGGAUAAGGUUCAGGAGGAAGUGGAGGAGGCUAAAACCAAAGUUCAAAAAGCCAAGCUUGCCACUCGAGAUCUACAAAACCUAAAAUCGGCAGCCGCAUUAGUAUCGAGAACUUUGACUGAACUCAAAGAUCUCAAAACAGAUAUUUCAAGACUUGAAAGGGAUUUGGAGAGCACAGGCUCUCUCAAGACUGUUGAAGAAGUUCAAAGGGAAGUCGAUCAGGUGUCUGCGGAGAUUAAGAAUUUUUCUAGGGAACAACAAUCCCUUUCAUCGGAAAAAGAGCUCAAGAUGAACGCCCUCAGAAGUGCGGCUGAUGACAUUGGACGAAAGACCCUUAAGAUGGGUGAACUGAAAUCCCAGCAAGAGAGAAGAUUGAGAGAAGAAGAGGCGUUGAAAGAGAUGAAAGAAGGCUUGGAGGGCUUAAAGAAUGAGUUGAAGGAGCUUGACACGUCUGCCCAAAAUGCCGAAGCGCCCUGGCGAGAAAAGAAUGAAGCCUUGAAUAGGUAUCGAGCUGAAAGACAGAAUACCGAGAAUGACGCGAGUCUUCAAGUAGGAUUAUAUCAAUCUAGUAUGGGUGAAAUAGAGAAUAAACAUCGAGCGUGCCAAGCAUAUGUAGCAGAAGGAAAUGAUCGACAGAUUAGAGAAGUCGAAGCAUCUUUAUCGGAUAUCAAAAGAGAAAUAUCAAUUGCUCAUGAUGCGAGAUCGACCAUCGAAUCUACUAUAGCAUCACUAUCUUCCGAACUGAGUAAAGCUGAAUCUCUAAAAGGUAAUAUCAGCAAUAAUCUGAAAUACAGAGAAGAUGGAAGGAAAGUUACAGAAGUUCAAGAAGAAUUAGAUGGUUUAGACUUGGAAUCUGCUGCCAAGAGUAGAAAAGAUUUCAGUGAGAAAUACAGGGAUAUGAUGGACGAAGAAGAAGAAGUUGGUGGUAAGGUUCACCUCUUCUCAGGUCAACUAUUAGCUAUGACUGAAAAUCGCAAGAAAACGGAAAAGACCUUGAAAAGUGAUUACAAAGAUAUCGACAAGCAGUUCAAAGAUCAGCUAAUCAAGACCAAGGUCAGUGAACAUGCUAAUAACGAUUUGGAGAAAUACGGGAAAGCCCUGGACAACGCUAUUCUGAAAUAUCACUCGAUUAAGAUGGAUGAGAUCAACGAUAAUAUCGGUCAUUUGUGGAGCAAGACCUAUCAAGGAACAGAUAUCGAUGGGAUUCGUAUCGUAUCGGACCACGAUGAAACCACAUCUACAUCAACGAGGAAAUCAUACAAUUACCGAGUAGUCAUGGUGAAAAAUGAUGUCGAGUUAGAUAUGAGAGGUAGAUGUUCAGCAGGACAGAAAGUCUUAGCUAGUAUAAUCAUCAGGCUGGCUUUGGCUGAGAGCUUCGGUCAAGGUUGCGGAGUACUAGCUCUGGACGAACCUACUACUAAUCUGGAUCAAGAAAACAUAAACGCAUUGGCCGAAGCGUUAGCAGAGAUCAUUCGAGAAAGAAGAAGACAGGCGAAUUUCCAACUGAUUGUCAUUACUCACGAUGAAGGUUUCUUACAGAGAUUAGCUGCUCAUGAUGUUUUAGAGUAUUAUUGGCGAGUAUCGAGAGAUGCUUCUCAGAAGAGUAUAUUGGAGAGGCAACGAGUGGCGUAG